GUAAUGACGUAAACGACUGCGCUGUUACGUACGGAUACGUUUCUUGUUGCACGUAACGGUGCAGUCACUUGUCACUUGAGGUAACGUUAGCUUUUUAACACUUACACGGAAUAAGCUUUAACGCGGAUCCUUGUGUGUACUUGAGGUGUUAAUAAUGAUGGAGGAUGGUGAGGGAGAGAAGAUGGGUGAAUCAGAGCCUGUGCUCCAUACACAGCAGCUGUGUCGCUUCUUCUCUCAAGGAAGACACUGCAAUUUUGGGAAGAAAUGCAGAUUCCUACACAUAAGAGAUGAUGCCAAAGCUCAUGAGAAGAAAACCAUCAGGACACCCAGCCAGUCAGACGUUGCAUCUCCAAACUCAGAGGUUCCUGGAGGAGAUGUGGGGCACAGGCCUCCUCCCACUAGUAACUCCAGGGUUGCUCCAGCAGCUGGCCGCCGCCCCUGUCGCUACUUUAUCUCAGGCCACUGCACUAUGGAAGACAGAUGUCGCUUCUGGCAUCCACCACAGUUCCCCCCACUGGAUGACCAGCCUGUUCCUGGAAAGAACCCAAGACCUGCACAGAGGAUGCCACCAGUACCUCGUCCUGGCAUCCUCCAAGAGGUCAAGCUGUGUGACCUGACAGAGAAUGUCGCCAUGCAGCUACGAGACACAGAGAUCGAGCAGUUGAAGAAGCGUUUUCCCAAAGACCAGCUGAUUAUUCAGGAACAAAGUAAUUGCAAAGUUACUUAUUACAGGGUGGCUGUAGAGGCCACUGAUCCAGACUGGCCCUUUGAUCUGAAAGAAGUUGACAUCAUGGUGAGCUUCCCAGACAGUUACCCCCAGGAGAUUUUUACAUUGGACAUACCGUUGGACCAGGAGCUGCCGCCAAUAAUGGCAAGACAUGUACAGCAAGCAUCAUUGGAGUGGCUUCAAGCCAAGCAUGCAACCAAUCAGCUUCUGGGAAAGGUAGAGCUGCUCUUCCGGCCUUUUCUUCGCUGGCUCGAUCGUAGUUUGGAGAGACUGUUCACUGAAGGAGCCCGGCAGUUAAAAAAAGACAUUGAUUUAGAAAAAGCUGGAUUGCAGUUCAUACCGUACCAGGAACUCCAGGCAACAGUGUGUGAAAAAUCUGUCAACGAUCAUUCAUCUGACACUGCUGCUGCAGGUGAGGAUGUUGCUGAUGAAGGAAAACUGGAAAAGAGAGAUAGCGAGAGGACAAUGGAGGGAGGGAAGUUAGUGCAGCAGGAGGGUCCCGGUGGUGAUGAAGGGCAGCAGCAGGAGGGGGAGGAGGAAGCCAGUCAUCUGGUGGAGAACAUUAAGAUCAGUGAUCCCCGCAGAGGCACAGAGGUAAAGCUGCUGGGACUGAGGCUGGGAGAGAACACAGCCACCGUAGUGGCCAAACAAAUCACUGUUUGUCUUCAAUGCAACAGGUGUAAGGUAACUGCAGACCUGACACUGACUGGGAGGGCACCCUGUACAGCUCAGUGUGAAAAGUGCAGUGCAAGCAUCAAUGCUGCAUUCAGGCCCUGCAUGCUGCACCAUUACAGCGAUGUCCUGGGAUACCUGGACCUUCACAACGCUGCACCUGCUGACCUUGUUCUUCAGGAAUGUGAACUCAUUGUGGGCUGCCUCAGCUGCUCCCAGGAGGGCCCUGUGCAGAACCUUUCCUAUGGUCAAACAAAGGAGUUUAAUUGUGAACACUGCCACAGCAAACUCGGGAUUCUGGCUGAGAGCACAAGAUUCCAGUAUAUUCAGCCACGCGCCAGCAAAACAGGUCCAAGUGCUUGUGCUGUUAAUUAUAAGACGAUAAGAGAUCCAGCUGUGCAAAAGGGGAAGCCCCUGCCAGAAAAAGGAGUAUGUAAACAUUACAGACAGAGCCACCGCUGGCUAAGGUUUCCCUGCUGUGGCCGGGCUUACCCCUGUGAUGGGUGCCAUGAUGAGGACCAGGACCACCCCAUGGAACUGGCCACCAGGAUGAUCUGUGGCUACUGUGCCAAAGAACAGCCGUAUGGCAACGGAAAGCCCUGCAUCAGCUGUGGAAGCAUGAUGACGAGAGGUGCACGCACCAGCCACUGGGAGGGAGGACUGGGAUGCAGAAACAAAAUCAAAAUGAGCAGAAAUGAUCGACAUAAAUAUGCCAACACCAACAAAACGAUUUCAAGGAAGGCCGUCGGUGAAAAGAAGUAGUUGGUGAAGAAGAGCAUUAUCCCUCUAACUUAUGAAAAGACAAAUUUAUAAAUGAUUUCAAAGAAAUUAUUGCACAUUUUC
This is a messenger RNA of Perca flavescens (yellow perch), 2242 nucleotides long. RefSeq lists its product as uncharacterized. Gene Ontology annotation, molecular function: zinc ion binding. Bases 155 to 2161 code for a protein of 668 amino acids. Lineage: Eukaryota; Metazoa; Chordata; Actinopteri; Perciformes; Percidae. The transcript is spliced from 12 exons. The record is from RefSeq and is a predicted model, not a curated record.